AUGCAGGUUUAUUCUGAAGAUCGUUUAGUGCAGCUCAAACCAAAAUUCACAGCCGAAAAGCCUAAGCCUUUUGCUCGUCCUAAACAUAAAAGCAGCGACUGUUCCAGCGAGGAAAACGAUUUUGAAAAUCUCUGCUCCAAGGAGGCCGCAAAGAAAAGUCUUAAAUCUUAUUUACUAAAUACAACCUUGCAUGGGUUAAAAUAUAUUGCCGAGGAUAAACUAACAUUGCCAGAAAGAACAUUUUUCGGCUUAUCGUUUGUUGGAGUACUUAUAUUGUCAGCAUAUUUCAUUUCCAAUAUCUACGUGAAAUGGUCUGAAACGCCGAUAAUAAUUUCGACCAGUGCAAAGCAAACCUUUGUGAGUGAUGUUCCAUUUCCGGCCAUAACAAUUUGCAAUCUUAAUCAGGCAUCGAAGAGUAAAGUUCAAGGCAUACUUGAGAAAAAUCUAAAUUUUUCUUUACUCAUGAGCCUCUGCGGUCAAAAUCAGAUGGGUGAAUUUUAUAACAUUCGCGGUACCUGGAGAAAUUUCAGAACUAUACUAACUGCGGUUGCUCAACCUUGCGACGAAAUGCUUUUAUACUGCAGCUUCGGCUCUAAGGAAGAAAAUUGCUCGGUGAUAUUCAAUCCUGCAUUAACCGAUGAUGGCUUGUGUUGCACGUUUAACGCUUUGGAUCCAAUGUUUAUGCUGCGUAAUUACAGUGAUGAAGAUCGCAUCUCGAAUAAAACGGCUAAUCAUUUCGUACCCAUGGAUUGGACGCCGGAAAGUGGUUACAAUCGUGAUUUGCCCAAAAACUACUAUCCACGUGUACCGGGCGGCACAGGCAGUCGACUAGGUUUGACUGUCGUUUUGAAUUCCUCCGCCUCAGAAUAUUACUGCACGAAGUCUAAAAGCAUCGGGUUUAAGGUGCUGGUGCAUAAUCCCGCCGAACUACCGAAAGUUACCAACUAUGGUUUCUUAGUCACAGCCGGACGUGAAGCGCGUGUACCUAUCGAACCCAUCUAUGAGAAUGCCGUACCCUCUAUACGAUCCAUUCAUAAGGAUAGACGUCGAUGUCUCUUUUCCGAUGAAGGUGAUUUAACCUAUUAUCGUACCUAUUCGCGCAGGAAUUGCGAAAUUGAGUGCGAGGCGAAAAUUUUGAUUGACAAAUGUGGUUGCGUACUCUACUAUUUGCCUCGUAUUAAUAGCUCGGCACGUAUUUGUGGGCCCAAUGACAAUACUUGCACCAAUGAAGUGCAGACAAGAAUCGAAUCGCCGGAUAAGAAGCUGACAUGUUCCAAUUGCUGGCCGGCAUGUUUUGAAUUAAGCUACAAAGCAAUGAUCACUUCGACGACAAUCUCUGCUGGUCAGUUCUUUACUUUUGAUGAAUUACCGCCUAGUCUAUUCAACGAUGCCACCAACUACAGAGAGAUAUCUAUAGUGAAUUUUUACUAUCUAUCGAAUAUACUACGCACCACUACCAAAUCGGAAAUGUUCGGAUUGACUGAGUUUCUUUCCAACACCGGUGGACUGUUAGGUUUAUUCAUGGGCUUCAGCAUUUUCUCAAUUAUCGAAAUUUUUUAUUACGUCACUUUGCGUCCAUAUUGCGCUAAUCGCACCAUGCAACUGUCACGCCAUCGCCGUCAUGGGCGCAUGAAAUGUGAGCGAACAAUUCGGUGCAGAGUGAAGCCAGGGAAAUAUGAUGGCAACUCAAGGUUCUGGUUGAAUGAGUCGCAACAAAAGAAGGUCUUCAAUAAUAAAAACUAUCGAAAUAAUUUAAACCAUAUCUUAUUGCAUCACAAACAUAACCAGCUUAAUAAUGAUGGCACACAACUGUAUCCCUAUUUGGAUUAA
This is a messenger RNA of Anastrepha ludens (Mexican fruit fly), 1830 nucleotides long. RefSeq names its product pickpocket protein 28 (gene ppk28). Gene Ontology annotation, cellular component: membrane. The coding region runs from base 1 to 1830 and encodes 609 amino acids. The record is from RefSeq and is a predicted model, not a curated record. Gene Ontology annotation, molecular function: ligand-gated sodium channel activity. Lineage: Eukaryota; Metazoa; Arthropoda; Insecta; Diptera; Tephritidae. Gene Ontology annotation, biological process: sodium ion transmembrane transport. The transcript is spliced from 9 exons.